Molecule: messenger RNA, 766 nt
Organism: Panicum virgatum (switchgrass)
Lineage: Eukaryota; Viridiplantae; Streptophyta; Magnoliopsida; Poales; Poaceae
Exons: 3
Coding region: 146-520 (124 amino acids)
Source: RefSeq, a predicted model, not a curated record
GCGAGGGCCAGAGAAGACACAGGCCGCAGGGGGUCUCCGGCCGCAGGAGGAAGAAAUCCCCAAUUCCCCACCCCGUCCCCAAACCCUAGCCGCCUCCUGUGGUUUCCGCCUAAGCUCUCGAGGGAGAGAAUCUAGGUCCCCUCCUAUGGCGCUUCGCAGCCUGGCGAAGGGGACGUGGGGCCCUGCGGCUUGUGCCCUCCGCUGCCGUUCGGGCGCCGGUAUGCCGGCGGCAGCGCCCUCACGGUUUCUUGCCUCGGUCCGCAAUCAGGUCAAAAAGCACAACAAUGGAACUCGAAAGGAAACUUCAGACGAAAAGGCCCUUAUAAUGAAGGAACUGGACAAAGUUUUUGAGGCUCUUAGGCAGCGCGACAAGGAUAUGGAAAAACUUCAAGGCGAGGUCAAGAGGGUUGUCAAGAUUUUUGCCGUUUCAUUUGUUGGCUUAUCUUCGUACUCAUUGUUUUGGAGAUGGAAGGACGGAGAGUUUACACAACCUGCUGUACAGGGCACUUCCCAUGAAUAACCUAUAUUGCCCUUAGCAAUCGUUGUGACAUACCCCAUGAUGUUGCGUGAUAUCUUGUAUCAGUCAGCUGUGCUUUUGUGCCCUGGGUAAUGUUAGAUCAGUGCAAUUAUAUAUUGUCGCUGUCAUUUGCAAAGCUUGCAGUUCAUCCUGUAUUUCCAUGGCUGGAGCAGAUUUGGAUGGAUUGUUCAACUCAUGUAGUACAAUUAUAUGAUGCUCAGCUAGUUUUUCGGUGUAGUUACUUUUCUA